AAUGCCUUCGACGCGAUCACCCUACGCAUCCGUCCUCGCGCGUCGGGCGCGCGGUGCCCUACGUGUCCGCCUCCGGUUGCCGCUCGCUGGGCUGGUGGGCUCCCACGCGGUCGCGGUGACAGUGAGAGAGAGGCGCAAAAUGAUAUUCCCCAAUGCCCUCGAUAGUAAGUGGGACCCUCUUUUUCCUCAACCAGAUUCCCGCACAACAUAUGGCGGAGCCUUGGGGUUUCCUCUGCUUCCUUCCCCCUUUCGCCAUCUCCUCUCUAGCUCACCACCGCCAUCAGGGAUGACCGCGGAGGGGGCUGGGCUCUAUUGCGCGAGCGAUCUGGAUUGUAAAGUUGCAGCCUUUACGGUAGCAAUCGGGUUCCCUCGUGAUUCCUCCACUCGAAGGAAGUUCGCCGGGUGGGUGCUUCUUUCGCUGACUGCAGGUAGCUGCUCUGAUCUCCUAAUCCUGAUUCUUCUAAUCUGCCCAGAUCGGCGCGGGUUUUCAGGAAUUUUGCUUCUGCUUACAACACAAGCAGCGUCAGUGUCGAGACAAGGAAGGAAUCCCCGGCGAUGACCCUUCGAUGCUCUAUUUUUAAUGUUUGGAUUGAAUAAGGUUUGAAAAUAAGGAAAUGGAAUGAUAGUAAAAAAUAGUAAUUGGAUUAUAAGUUUGGAAAUGAU
Messenger RNA from Zingiber officinale, 663 nucleotides. RefSeq lists its product as uncharacterized. The transcript has 2 exons. The record is from RefSeq and is a predicted model, not a curated record. NCBI's taxonomy places the organism in Eukaryota, Viridiplantae, Streptophyta, Magnoliopsida, Zingiberales, Zingiberaceae. Bases 2 to 559 code for a protein of 185 amino acids.